Messenger RNA from Harpia harpyja (harpy eagle), 2785 nucleotides. RefSeq names its product MAGUK p55 scaffold protein 2 (gene MPP2). The transcript is spliced from 12 exons. Gene Ontology annotation, molecular function: protein binding. Gene Ontology annotation, cellular component: plasma membrane; cell-cell junction. Bases 41 to 1738 code for a protein of 565 amino acids. Lineage: Eukaryota; Metazoa; Chordata; Aves; Accipitriformes; Accipitridae. The record is from RefSeq and is a predicted model, not a curated record.
GGGGGGGCAGGCGGGAGGCCCGGCUCUGCCGCCCGCAGCCAUGAGCGGCCCCGGUGGUGGGUCCCCGCCGGCCGGUCCGGUCCCCGCCAUCGCCCCCCUGGGCCCCCAAGCCAUGCAGCAGGUCCUGGACAACCUGAUGGGGCUCCCCGGCACCCCGGGGGCCGCCGACCUGGACCUCAUCUUCCUCCGCGGCAUCAUGGAGAGCCCAAUAGUAAGGUCCCUGGCGAAGGCCCACGAGCGGCUGGAGGAGACGAAGCUGGAGGCGGUGAGGGACAACAACCUGGAGCUGGUGCAGGAGAUCCUGCGUGACAUCGGGCACCUGGCGCGGCAGGACAGCGCGGCCGCCGAGCUGGCCCGCAUCCUGCGCGAACCCCACUUCCAGUCUCUGCUGGAGACCCACGACUCGGUGGCUUCCAAGAGCUACGAGACACCCCCACCCAGCCCCGUUCUGGAUCCGACCUUCAACAACCAGCCCGUGCCCCCCGACGCCGUGCGCAUGGUGGGCAUCCGCAAGACGGCCGGCGAGAACCUGGGGGUGACGUUCCGGGUGGAGCGGGGGGAACUGGUCAUCGCCCGCAUCCUGCACGGGGGCAUGGUGGCACAGCAGGGGCUGCUGCACGUUGGGGACGUCAUCCGGGAGGUGAACGGGCGGGAGGUGGGCAGCGACCCACGGGCGCUGCAGGACAGCCUGCGCCACGCCAGCGGCAGCGUCGUCCUCAAGAUCCUGCCCAGCUACCAGGAGCCUCACCCCCCCCGGCAGGUUUUUGUCAAGUGUCACUUCGACUACGACCCGGCCACCGACAGCCUCAUCCCCUGCAAGGAGGCCGGGCUCAAGUUCACCGCCGGUGACCUGCUGCAGAUCGUCAACCAGGACGACCCCAACUGGUGGCAGGCGUGCCACGUGGAGGGGGGCAGCGCGGGGCUGGUGCCCAGCCAGCUGCUGGAGGAGAAACGGAAGGCCUUCGUCAAGCGGGACGUGGAGGUGGCCCCCACCUCCGGGACCCUGUGUGGCAGCCUCAGCGGGAAGAGGAAGAAGAGGAUGAUGUACCUGACGACGAAGAACGCCGAGUUCGACCGCCACGAGCUGCUGAUCUACGAGGAGGUGGCCCGCAUGCCCCCCUUCCGCCGGAAAACCCUGGUGCUCAUCGGCGCCCAGGGCGUGGGCCGCCGCAGCCUCAAGAACAAGCUCAUCAUGUCGGACCAGGCGCGCUACGGCACCACCAUCCCCUACACGUCACGGAAGCCGAAGGAAAACGAGAAGGACGGGCACGGGUACCGCUUCGUGUCGCGGGGGGAGAUGGAGGCGGACAUCAAGGCGGGGCGGUACCUGGAGCACGGCGAGUACGAGGGCAACCUCUACGGCACCAAGAUCGACUCCAUCCGUGCCGUGGUUGAGGCCGGCAAGAUGUGCAUCCUGGACGUCAACCCCCAGGCGGUGAAGGUGCUGAGAACGGCUGAAUUCGUUCCAUAUGUGGUCUUCAUCGAAGCCCCCGGCCCCGAGAUGCUGCGGGCCAUGAACCGGGCGGCACUGGAGAGCGGCGUGGCCACUAAGCAGCUCACGGAGGCCGACGCCAGGCGGACGGUGGAGGAGAGCGGCCGGAUCCAGCGCGGUUACGGCCAUUACUUCGACCUCAGCCUGACCAACGACGACCUGGAGCGCACCUUCGGGCGGCUGCGGGAGGCCAUGGAGAACCUGCGCGCCCAGCCUCAGUGGGUGCCCGUCAGCUGGGUUUACUAGUGCCCCCCCCCACACCCCCCCCCUCACCCGGGGGGGGGGGGUCCCCACCACCUUCACCCCCCCACCCCCAGCCCGGCCAGGAGGAGGAGGAGGAGGGAGGAAGGUGGUUGUGCACCUGCCGUCUCACCCACUGGUGUGAUGAGUUUGCCGUGCUCAGCGCUGGGGUGGGGGGGGAGGUGGCUCUCUGCAGAGCCCCCCCCCUCGCCCAAGCCUGGUCCCUGUCUCCCUCCUACCCACACCCAGAUUUAUGGGGGGGGGGGGCAGAAGCAGCCAGUGGGGUCCCAUGGGGGUGACAGACCCCCCCUCCGUGCCCAGCACCCACACAGCUAAUUCACUGCCAAAACCUCCCCCCUGCCCCAUAUGAUCCCAGGGGACCGUGCCACCCCCCCAGCCGGGUUUGCUGUGAGCUGGGGGGGGGCACGGGGAGGAUGGGGGUCCUCCAGCACUGUGUGGCUCUGGCCCUUUGUAGCCCCGUGCCUCAGUUUCCCCCUGGGGAAGCCCACCCUGUGCCUCAGUUUCCCCAUGGGGAAGCACACCCCGUCCCGGGGCAACGCGUGGGUCGGGACCCCCAGGGCUGGGGGUGGGGGGGUCACACCCAGCUGGAGCCCCAUAGACUGCCAUGGACCCAAGUGUCCUGGCUUACCCCCCCCCAGGCUGCACCCCCCCCCCCCCCCAGGGACCCCCUUUCAUCUUUACCAGAGUGGGGGUCCCUCUCUGUCCCUUGUGCCCCCCCCAUCACCACUUCCCAGGUAGCAAUAACCCCCCGAGCCCCCCUGCCCACGUGGGUUCUGCCCUGUAAUUAACCUUUAAUUAACCCUGUAAUUAACCCCGGGGGGGGGGGCUGUUGUUGAGGGCUCACUGGGGCACUCCUGGGGCUGUCUUGGGGGGGGGCUGUCGUGGGCUGACCCCAAGGGAUGGGGACACGGGGAGCGCAGGGCACACGCGUGCAGGUGCGUAUGCACACGCGUGUGCCCCCCCUUGCCGGUGGCGUGUGUGUGCCCCCCUCCCUCCUGCCCUGAGCCCCCCCCCCCCCCCCCCCCUCGGCCA